Brassicogethes aeneus is the source of this 359-nucleotide messenger RNA. NCBI's taxonomy places the organism in Eukaryota, Metazoa, Arthropoda, Insecta, Coleoptera, Nitidulidae. The record is from the annotation of a GenBank genome assembly.
CUGACGUUUUCAUAAAAUGUUCCAUAUAUAAUUUGUGUGUAUAAACUUUAAAGAUGAAUAAAUGUUGCAAACAUGGAACCAACAAUAAACUAAAAAGAGGUAAAGUGGACUUUGUGUGCAAUUUACCGAAAGAAUUUAAAUACCCAGCAGAGCCGCACGGCUACAGUAUCCAGGAUCCGAAUAAACAUCCUCAUCCUUUUUAUGUUACAACUUCCACAGAUUAUGGCAGACUACCUCCACGGAUGCACGAUCUGGUACCGGCAUAUUAUCCGCGUGAUCAGGCCUUUACAAAUUUAAUGAGCCUCUCCAAUCCCUAUAGAAAUUACUCAUUGAACCACUAAAAAUUCCUCACACAAAAG